AUCAGACUGGAGGAAAGGAAGUACCGUCACAGCACUGGCGGGUAAAAAGCGAGGCAGUUUGUCAACAUUGUGGAAAUUAUGUAUGUACAAUGGUGUAAAACUGUUGGAGGUCCUGUAGUGUUUCAAAGAUGAUUGUUUUUAUGUGUUAUUUUUCAGUGUUGGCAGGUGAUGGUGUAAGCGCUCUGCAGCCAUGACUUCCCUGUUUACAUGUGAGGACCCAGCCACCUGGAAGAGAGUGUAUGAGAGGUACUGGGAUGUAGUUGAGGCCAAAACAAAAGGCAAGAAAUCUGGAAAGCUGCUGACCCAUGAUAAAUGGUAAAAUCCUACAGCUACAAAAUCACACACAGUCUCACAGGAUAUCAGUGACAUUUCACACUGUGAAGAUCUGAUGGUCUGCAUUGUAAGGGAGAGUGGGGUAAGAUGAGCCAUUUUUUAUAUUUAGGAUCACUACAUCAAGGCAAUCAUAGUUUUGUCUCUAACUAGUAAAUCUUCACAUAUUUCAAGAUGUUGUGCAUCCCUGCAAACCAACAGAAUGAGUGGAAACAUAACUGUCUUGAAAGUAUAGCAUGCCAAAAAAAGUAGUCUCUUAUGGUCAACUUACCCCGUGUAUGGGGUAAGUUGACCAUAGGAACGGGGUAAGUUGAGCCACAUCACUACUAACCCCCCACACUCUCCACCCCAGCCCUCCCUCACCUUCUCCCCCCCUAAAUAACAGUCACUUCUUCACAUUCAUGUGUAUUUUUAUCUAUUAUACACUAUUCAACUGGUACAAUCAUUCUUUUUAUUAUUAUUGCAUAUAACUGCUAAAAAGCUGUUUUGUAAAAAGCCAUUUUAACAUGAGAAUGCCUUUAAGUGGUUCAGAACAUUCACAGCUGUAUUUUUGAAAAGGAAAAGGAAAAAAUUUCAACAAUCUGAACUGAAACUCUGAUCCUCUCAUCAGACUCCUUUACUUUCUCUGUUGAGCCACUGACUCAACUUACCCAGAACUACUAUUAUGACUUUAAUAGUCCUCUAAGCUAAAAUGGUGGACUUUUAUGCUAAGUUUUUGACCUCACGUUGUAGCUCAUAGAUACCACAACUGAUUUAAAACACAUUUAAAAUGAUCUUUUUUGGUCUGAACACAAUUCUAAUAAAACUUAUGACAAACUCAAUUCACUUUCAAGAGUGAAAAAUGUUUUUUUGUAAAUAAAUGUCUAUCCCCUUCACCCAUGUGCUUCUAACUUUCACAGACUCAAUGAAUUGAUGCUCAUCUCCUAAAUAUUUGGUCACAUCAAUUUCUUUGACCAUUUCCAAGCAACAGGGGGUGGCUCAACUUACCCUUUGGCUCAACUUACCCCACUCUUCCCUAUUAUAUUUUUGGGCAGGUGUCCCUAUGAAAUGUAACAAGGAAAGGAGUUUAUUCAGUCUUAUUCUCAGUAUUAUGUUAAGGUUAUCUUAUCCUAAUAUGCAUGUAUCUGUUCAGGUAUCAAGAGGAGCUGCCUAAACUCAUUUCAAGUCGACCUACUAAACAUGUGACUCAUUCAGAGCUGGUGAAACUGAUGGAGUGGAAACUCACAGUAAGUUGUUUCAGACACCAGAUAAUAAUAAUAUCAAGAAACUGUAACACAUUCACACCAAAGUUGAAACACACCUAAAAUUAAGUCAAGCUAUGAUGAUCUCCCUGUCCUUGACUGGCUCGUAUGUGUGCCUUUUCUCUGCAGAGGGGGAAGUUUAGGCCACGGCUGCAGCAGCUUGUUGCUUCUAACAGUGAGGACACUGUGGAGAAAUGCUCCAGAAAGGCCUUUAGUCUCCUUCCUGAUGUGCAGGCAGCAAUUGCAGAGCUCAGCACCCUGAAAGGAGUCGGCCCAGCAACGGCUUCAGGUGCGCUUAGUGUGUCUAUCCUUUUUCUUUCAGCAUAAAAGCAUUAGAGUUUAUACUGAUAAAACAUCCAUCUGAUCAUUUUAAAGUUCAAAAUGAUUGCCUUCUUUGCAAGUGUACAACAUGUUGGUGGACUUCCAGAUUAGUAUGUAGGUUUUCCAUACUUACAUACACUUCAUCUUGGGCUUUACUGUCUGUCUUGUUUCAGCUGUGUUGGCGGCAGGAGCUCCAGAUCAAACAGCAUUUAUGUCUGAUGAGGCAAUGGAGAGUGUGCCAGGACUGAAACCCAUCCAGUACACAGCCAAACACUAUGCUCUUUUCUUGGAGAGAAUAGUGGAGCAGACUGAAAAAUUGAACAAAGGUGAGGUUAUGAUCAGACUGUGAGAGUUGUAUGGCAUACAGAGUUCUGAGACAGUGUGGGACAGCAAAAACAGCAGACUGAGGAUGGAGACUGGAGGAUUUCAUGUUUAAGUUAGAUAACAAAAUGUGUUAAAGGUAAUGUGUGUUCUCACCCUGUAAUAAUAGGAAAAUGAGAUUAAACAAUAAUUGAAUUGUAUAUUUGGCAUGAACUAGGAUAGCUUUAAAAGUCAGUUUCGGGUUGUCAAUCAAAAGUUUUUUGUACAUUAGGUAAAAAACUGCCAGUCUGACUCUGAUCGAUGGUCCUCUUACUCUUCUUCUCCUCAGUGGACUCUCAGCAGGACUGGACACCACACAAGCUGGAGCUGUGUUUGUGGGCAAUGACCAUAGCUGAGCAGCUGCAGCUUCAACUUCUGAAGGAUGUUGAUGUGAAGUUCUCUGACACUGAUGCUGACCAAAGACCAGCAAAAAAGCUCAAAACAAGAUAAAAAUAAAAUACAUUUACUUCAAUAUUGAAGUUGCUUCAAUAUUCAUGUUUUCUUUUUGUAUUUUUGCAAAAUAAUAAAGCAUUUGUUUCUAUUAUAGAA
Messenger RNA from Xyrichtys novacula (pearly razorfish), 2801 nucleotides. Lineage: Eukaryota; Metazoa; Chordata; Actinopteri; Labriformes; Labridae. The record is from the annotation of a GenBank genome assembly.